This is a messenger RNA of Sturnus vulgaris (Common starling), 2298 nucleotides long. The record is from RefSeq and is a predicted model, not a curated record. NCBI's taxonomy places the organism in Eukaryota, Metazoa, Chordata, Aves, Passeriformes, Sturnidae.
AUGCUAGAGCACAAAUACGGCGGCCACCUGGUGUCCCGCAGGGCAGCUUGCACCAUCCAGACUGCAUUCAGGCAGUACCAGCUCAGCAAGAACUUUGAGAAGAUCCGCAACUCCCUGCUGGAGAGCCGCAUGCCACGCCGCAUCUCCCUGAGGAAAGUCCGCGUCCAGAACUCGGAGAGCUUCUCUGCGGAGAAAGCCCUGGUGGAGGGCUACAACUUCGUGGGCAUCCCCCUGGUGAGGUCCCCAUCCCUGCCAGCCACCAUCAGUGGGGCUCUCACUGAGCUGGAGGACUCCUUCACAGAACAAGUCCAAUCUCUGGCCAAAUCCAUCGAUGAUGCCCUCAGCACCUGGAGCCUGAAGACCAUGUGCUCCCUGCAGGAUGGGGGCUCGUACCAGAUCAGGGAGACCUUCAGCGCCAGCUCCAUGCAGCCAAACCAAGACUUAGAAGCUGAGCUGCAGGAUCAGGAGAAGGAGGAAGGUCUCCUGCCAGAUACUCUACCCAAGAGCAGCAGCACUCUCAUGAUGGCUUUUCGAGAUGUCACAGUUCAGAUAGACAACAAGAACAUCUCUGUCUCAUCAUCUACCUCGGUGUCCAUGGCAAACUGUCUCAGCAGCAACGACCAGGCUGGGCUCUCUCCAGCUACCAAGGCUGAAGAAAGCCAAGAAGAAGGGGAGGGAGAAGCCAGUGAACUACCCUCUGCCCCAGAGAGCUUACCUGAGAACAGCCUCACUUCCACCGAGGUGGAUGUCAGUACUAAUGGCACGGGGGACAGCAGUGCUGAGCCGGAUCAGAUGGCCAUGCAGAAACUCCAGUUUGAUGCAAGCAGUGAGGCAGGGCAAAGCAAAGCCUUGGAGUCUGAGAAUGCAGACAACUCAGAGCAGCUGAGCAGCAGCAGCACCUCCACCUCAGCCAAGUCAGCCUCUGAGGUGUCCUCAAAAGAAGCCCUGCAGGCCAUGAUCCUCAGUCUCCCGAGGUACCACUGCGAGAACCCAGCCAGCUGCAAGUCCCCCACACUUUCCACAGACACCAUGAGGAAACGCCUUUACCGCAUUGGGCUGAACCUCUUCAACAUAAACCCAGACAAAGGCAUCCAGUUCCUGAUUUCCCGAGGUUUCAUCCCAGACACCCCCAUUGGGGUGGCACAUUUUCUGCUGCAGAGGAAGGGGCUCAGCCGCCAGAUGAUUGGGGAAUUCCUGGGCAACAGCAAGAAGCAGUUCAACAGGGAUGUCCUGGACUGUGUCGUGGACGAGAUGGACUUCUCAGGCAUGGAGCUGGACGAAGCCCUGCGAAAAUUCCAGGCUCACAUCCGCGUGCAGGGGGAAGCACAGAAGGUGGAGAGGCUCAUCGAGGCUUUCAGCCAGAGGUACUGCAUGUGUAACCCAGAUGUGGUCCAGCAGUUUCACAACCCGGACACCAUCUUCAUCUUGGCCUUUGCCAUCAUCCUCCUCAACACGGACAUGUACAGCCCCAACAUCAAGCCUGACAGGAAGAUGAUGCUGGAGGACUUCAUUCGCAAUCUGAGAGGGGUGGACGACGGUGCUGACAUCCCUCGGGAUCUGGUGGUGGGGAUCUAUGAGAGGAUCCAGCAGAAAGAGCUAAAGUCUAAUGAGGACCAUGUAACUUAUGUCACCAAAGUGGAGAAGUCCAUAGUUGGAAUGAAAACGGUCCUGUCGGUGCCCCACCGCCGGCUGGUGUGCUGCAGCCGCCUGUACGAGGUCACCGAUGUCAACAAGGUGCAGAAGCAGGCAGCUCACCAACGGGAGGUUUUCCUCUUCAAUGACCUGCUGGUGAUCCUCAAGCUUUGCCCGAAGAAAAAAAGCUCUUCAACAUACACAUUUUGCAAGUCAGUCGGCCUGCUAGGGAUGCAGUUCCAUCUCUUUGAGAAUGAGUAUUACCCCCAUGGUAUUACACUGGUGACUCCAGUUUCAGGCUCAGAGAAGAAGCAAGUACUCCACUUCUGUGCUCUGGGUGCUGAGGAAAUGCAGAAGUUUGUGGAAGACCUGAAAGAGUCAAUAGCAGAAGUGACAGAACUGGAACAGAUACGAAUUGAAUGGGAACUGGAGAAACAGCAAGGGACAAAGACUCUCUCCUUAAGGACCAAUGGAGCCCAGAUGGAACUGCAGUCUAAGCAAGGCUCUCCAACAGGUAAGAGGGAUUUGGGGGAGAAGGUCUCGGACAGCACAGUGGAGGUUUUAAUCAAUGCCUCCCCAGCCAGACUGACAAUUUUACCAAUUUCCAGAGAUACAAUUAAAAGUUACUGCUAGGACGGGUAAUACAACUUUCAAAUCCAAACUAAA